Molecule: messenger RNA, 507 nt
Organism: Protopolystoma xenopodis
Lineage: Eukaryota; Metazoa; Platyhelminthes; Monogenea; Polystomatidea; Polystomatidae
Source: the annotation of a GenBank genome assembly
GGCCUCACUCAGUGUCCCUCAGGGCCGAUCGACUUGGCCAAGCCUAGCAUUAAUCAGUUCGCCGAUUCAAGUCCCUUGACCGGGGCGCAACAGCUGUUUACAAUUCCCAUAUCUGAUUGCAACGAUUCAGAAGAAAGUGCUUCACAUCACAAUCUAAUACGUAUGUCUGAGUCAGAUAUUGAAGGAAAACAGCAACAAACAGCAGAGUUUUGUACGACUUCUGCCGAGCCCCAGGCUAUAGAAAAUUCUUCCAUGAAGGUUUCGGACAACACCGAAGUCGCAGAAAGCAUGAUUGUGAUGGCCUUGUCUACGUGCGAUACCAGCGCUAUGAUGCCAGCUGUACCGAAUUUGGCUGGCCAGUCGACGGUAUCGGAACUUAUACAGACCUCCAUUCAGCAGUCUGUUGUGGAGGAGGAAGAAAUCGGAGCCAAACCAUCAACUACACCACUCCAGGUUCCUUCAUUCCAUAACGAGACCCCGCAUGCCAGGCAAUUAACAGGUACAUAG